UGGCAAGAGAUCUGAUAGAUUUGCAUGUGCGGCUUAUGAGAAGAUUAAAAAAGAGUGUGCCAUACGAUCGAUGGGAAAAGUUUCUUAUAAGGGUGUGUAACAUGUACUCAGAACUCGAUGCAUGGGACCUGCAUCAGUUCGGUUAUAAAUGCUUGAAUGUCGUAACACGUCUCAGAAUUCUAAAGCAUCUGUUGGAGCUGCAGUUUGACGAGAAUGCAAAGUUCAAGCAGGAGGUUAACAAGAUGGUGGCUAGUCAGAUGCGCACCCUAUCGGUGGGUCGCGACCUCAACGGUCUCACGUACUGGUAUCAGCAGGACCCCGACUGCAACGUGCGUGUCUAUCGUGAGGAGCAGGAUGACACGGAGGAGGGUCAGAGCUGGACGAUCGUCGCCCGGGAACGCGAGGAACUGGCUAACUUGAUAUCUAAGCUGGAAUUCAACUUACAAAAUCCCACGUUAAAGGACGAGACAAGGUCGAAUACUCCAAGUGAGAUAGGGGAGCCUCAGAGAGUUCAGGAUCUUGACUCGAUCAAAUCUGAGCAGCAUGUGGACUUGAAGCAGGGAGUCCAUGAGAAUGGCAUCGACAGCAGAAGUAUCGAGGAAGUGAAGAAGGAACCAGACAAGACCCUCAGUGAUAAGAGUGGUAUCAUAGGGAAGGUAAAAUCGGAAGUAGACAGUGGAGGCUCACCGCAGCAAGAUGAAAAAUAUCUUCCGUGUGAUAAAUCAGUAGCACCGACACACGUAAAAAGUCCACACGAAGGCGACGCACAGAAUGUGUCGUCAUUAUCAAGCACUACCGAACUACAUGAGGGUGUUGUUGUGAAGAGUGAACCGCUGUGUGCAGAGUCAGGAGGGACUGAAGUCGCUAGUGAGUUGGCACCAGCCGUGACCUCUUUUGGCGAUGAGCUCAGUGCCAGACUAUCUGCUAGUGACGAGCCUGUCUCUGUGGUGGAUAAUGAGACUGAGAAGCGAGAGGCAGUGACAACAGCGACCAGCGAGAGAACUGAUAUCGUGUCUGAGGUAGGAGGCACGUCUGUAAAAGAAGCAUCAGCCGUGUGCCUUGUGCAGGGAGAUGCAGUGACUGCGACAGACGACAGUGAUGCAAACGAGAUGCGUAUAGUGGCAGCAAAGGAUCCCUGUGACAAGCAGGCAGCUGUUUGUUCGUACAAUUCUGCCGGUAAAACUCAAUCACCGUGUUCUGUUGAGGGCAACCAGCAACUGGUCGUACAUAAUCAGUCCGAGCAGGACGCUGCGAACGAAACACACGGUGAAGUAGCAUCAGAUGAUUCAGGUAAAAUAUCCAUCCAAGCUGCAGUGGAAGAUGGACCAGGUAAGCAACCUGUAAAAGCUGUAUCAGAUAUGGAACCUGGUGAAACAUGUGUCAGACCUGCAUCAGCAGAUGAAAAUAGUGAGAAGCCCAUCCAACCUGUACUGGGAGAAGGGUGUGGUGAUGAACCUGAAUCUAGUAAUAGCUUAGUCAAGUGUGAACCUGGUGACAAAGAUGUUAAACGUGACAAAAGUGUUGAUGAGAGUGACAAAGAUGACGAAACUGUUGACAAGAGUGACAAAGGUGAUGAAACUGUUGACAAGAGUGACAAAGCUGAUGAAACUGUUGACAAGCGUGACAAAGGUGAUGUGAACCAUGAUGAAACAUUUGAUAAGAGUGACAAAGAUGUUGAAAAGUGUGACAAAAUUGUUGAUGAAAGUGAAAAAUGUGUCAAAGAAAAAGACAAGGGCAUUGAUAACAUUGAAAAAGAUCUCAAGAAGAGUGACAAAGGUGACAAAGAACAUGAUGAAAAUAACAAAAAUGUUGAAUCUGGUGAUAAAAGUGAAUCAGCUCGUGAUGAGAUCAAGGAUGAUAACAAAAAUGUGGACAAAAACAGCAAAGGUGAUGCAAAUGGUGACAACGUGGAUGAAAAGAAGACUGCCGGUAAAGCCAAACCUGCCGGUACACUUGUGAAAAAGGGUAGGAAGAAGAAAACCGACUUUCUGAUGCCUCCAGAAUUGGUAGACACUCCCAUAAGGAGGAGUUUGAGGCCACGGCGGCAGCCGCCCCCACCUCCCGUAGUUGAGCAGAUUCUCGACAGUGAUGAACUCAGCGAUGAGGAACCAAAGAAGAACAAUAAGAGAAAGAACAAGGAGGAUUCAGAUGAUGAAUUCGUUCCCACCGUGUCAAAGUCCCAUCGUAGAAAACAACUAGACUCGGACAUGGAAAGCGAAGAUGAGGAGGGAGAAGUCGUAGCACCAAAGCAACGUGCAAGGACCGUGAAGAAAACUAGAGAUGAUGGAGAGAGUGACGGUGAAGCUGAGGACGACAAGCCGUGCACCCGCUGCCACGAGGGUGAUCAUCCGGAAUGGAUUCUGCUGUGCGACAGUUGUGAUGCGGGCUACCACACCGCCUGUCUACGACCACCACUCAUGGAUGUACCGGAUGGCAACUGGUACUGCCCUCCCUGUGAACACAAAAUGCUGCUAGAGAAACUACAGGAGCAGCUGCUGGACCUGGACAAUGAGUUGAAGGAGCAAGACAGGCUUCAGAAGAGACAGGAUAGACUGGACUUUGUCAACGUCAGCUUAUCUAAUGUAUUGGAGAAGAAGAGAAAGCACAAGAGACAGCGUGUAAUGGAUUCCGAUGAGGAUGACGAUGAGAACAAGGAGAACGAAGAAGAUGAAGACCAGGAGGAGGAUGGGGAGGACGAGGAAGAAGAUGAUGACGAGGAGGACUCUGAUGAAGACACGGAAUGGUUGCGACGGUCGAGACGAACUCGGCAGGAGAUCAGCUAUAAGUUUGAGGAGUUUGAUGAGCUCAUUGAGGAUGCGGUGAAGGAUGAUAUCAAGGAAGAGAGAGUUAUUCCUCCAGGGAGAAACCGUGGCAAGGACAUGACCAACAUCACAGGCCUCCCUCCAGAAGACGAGCUUCCUCCGGUGGUCGCCCGCAAGGGGCGCCACCGACGGCUAACGAACCUAGAUGCGAGCAGCGAGACCGAGGAGGAUGCAGAGGAUGAGGAGUUCAAGGUCACAAGCGAGGAGUCGAGUGAGAAAUCCGAGGAGUCUCCUUCGAUGUCGGAAGCGAGCGACGACAGCUGGGCAUGGCGGCGUCGCCGGCGGUGCCCGAAGCCUUCACGUCGCAGCACGCGAUCUGCUAAGGGCAAGCGGAAGAAGGGCUUCUAUCGCUACAAGGGUGACUGGGUUGUUGACGACGAGGACAGUGAGGCAUCGUCUGAUGACUACACCACGGUGCGGCGUAGGAAGGUCACGAAGAAUGUGCGCUACAAGGAAGACUCCGACACCAGCUCCAGUGCAAGCCUACCCGUUCACCGGCGCAUGACAGGGAAGCAGCGAGACACAGAGAGCGGUAGCUGGUCUGGCUCCGGGUCCAACAGCGACAGAGUGGGCGCGAGGGGAGUGAAGCGACAGAAGAUAAGCAGCGGUAAGCGUAAACGCAUCGUGGUCCCGCAGGCUUCUGAUGAUGAUGAUGAUGAUGAUGAUGACGACGUUGAGAACCACAGCAAUGGUGGACACGCCGCAAGCUCUAAACGGAAGCUUGAGAGCGAUUCAGACGAGAGUGGCAAUAAGUCGGGCCCCAGUAGUGCGUGCAAACGAAAGAACUAUCGUAAAGUGAUCGGUUCCGAGAGUGACGAUGACUCUGACGUCGACGAUGGAAAGGAUUCGAAGGGCAAGUCGAAAGUACGAGCUGUGAACGCGAAACGGUCGACGAGAAGGGCAAGCGGUCAUCACGUCAUCGAAUCUAGCGAUGAAAACGAUGAGGAUCCUUGCAGUCAAUCUCGUAGCUCUAAGUCAAAGACUACGAAGACCUCCAGGGUUUCACAUUCCGAGACGGAGGAGGAUUCAGAUGACUCUGGAGAGGAAGAUCCACCGACGCCUAAGAAAGACGCGAAAGUCAAAGCAACUGCUAAGCGAGGUACCUCGCGGAAAGAUGCACAAAGAAAACCAUCGAAAAAGGCCGAGACGGAGUCAAAAUAUGAAGACGAGGAAAGCAAUCAGUCAAGCGAGGCUGAUGAUGAUGAUGAUGAUGGUGAUGAAGACGAUGAUGAGGAGGAGGAAGAGGAGGAGGAGGAUGAGAAUAGUGAUGGUGAUGAGGAGGAUAAGGAAGAGGAUGAAGGGAACAAGCCUCUGUCUAGUAAAAACAAAACACAACAGCUGACACCAGCGAAGACGUCAGCCAUGGCAAAAGAAGGCACGAAAAUUAAUCCACCCAAUGUAGGAUCCCAAAAAUCUGAAGAGGAAGUGGAAGGUAGAGAGGUUCAAGCUGCUAUUGCUGUACAUGACAGUGAUGCCACAAUACCAUGCAAGUCUGUUCCGAGUCAAAGGUCCGAAAUUCAAUCGGAAUCUGGUGCAGAAGCUAAUACAGUCAGUGAGCAAAGGCAAAAGGGCAAUAAAGCAGAAACAGAGAAUGCAGAAACUGUGCAAAAGGAAGUUGAUUGUAAAACUGGUCUCGCAACAGUUGGCAUCAAUAGUGUAACUGCAGUCGAAUCUACGCCCGUGGAACUAGAUGAGCAGAGGAAACGUUCUGAAACGUUUCCUUUGAAGGAGCCGGAAAGUACAAAAGUGGAAACCGUGAAAGCGGGUAAAGCAGGCAAAAUUCGCAAGGAGGGCAAUGAUGUGACGGCCCAACCAAUGCCAACUAAAACAAGAGCCCAACAAUCAAGAGCAGCGAAAAAACGCGGCGUCCUGCCAACUUCCCCUACCCCUGACGUGACACAAGAUACCAAAACAGAAGCUGACCAGAGUGGGGAAGAUAACAAGGAAGCUGUCAGUGACCAGGACAUUGUAAGCCCACAGGUCAGCCAACCAGUGGCUAGUAAUACCUGCAGUGGAGGCAUGAAGGAGGACCAAUGCAAAGAAUCUGCCCUAAUCCCCAACAGUCAAGAUGGGAAAGAUGAGAGACUACCAGACACAGAGAAGAACCCAGUGUUGCAUGAAUUGCCUAGCAGAGAACCGGAGGAUAUCAGUCGGCACAGCGGUAGCCAACAGGAGCCAGAUGAACACACACGUGAUAAAACCUUGAGCGCGUUGGAACCACCUAACGACAUGCCAGACGGAGCACAUGUCCCGUGUAAACGCGUUACUAAGGCAGGAAAAGCUAAGCGGCAAAGACCGCCGAGGAAGCGAGGUGCUUCUAAGGCUGCUGCUGCAGCUGCAGCUGAUAGCGGAAACGACGUAAGUGAGGGCAGUAUGAAUGCACCAUUGGGAGCUUCUAGAAACGCAGCUCUAGAACCUAGAUGGAUAGAGAAUGAGUUACAGGGCAAGUCUGGGGGCGCUGACUACGAGGCAGCAGUCAGAGAUGGACGAAUGGAUGUUCAGAGCAGAGAAGAGAGCCGGGAACCAUCGCGAGACGAAACUCGAAUCGCAAAGGAUCUCGAUGAUAACGAGAGGCGUGACAGUGUCGGAAGUGACUUACAGAGUGGGGAUGAACUGGGCGCAAGGGGAGAAAAUCUCGGUGUACCCGGAACGAACAUGGAAGCAGGAGCGCGAGAAAUGUUGCCGAGAGGCGAGAAGAUUGGCGCAAAUCCACAGGGGCCUCCAGGCAGUAGCUUGGAUAGACUUCAAGCUCACAUAGAGCACGUUUUCCAACACGAGGGUCCACCGCCGCAGCUCGGACGAGAGAGCGGGUUCCCAUCUCAAGCGUAUACGCGGGCCGAACACCCUUCCAUGUACCCGUCGAAAGAAGACGGUAACGCCUUCCAGCACGUUGGCAUGGGUUCUGAGGUGGCCGGCGUCCCGCUGGGUCCCAGCGGUGCAUUCAACGGCGGCGCUAGAUACUACCCUGGUCCGAUGUUCCAGCAGAGAGGCCCUGCCCCCCACGGGCACUUCGCGCACGCCGGUGUGCCACCGUACCAAGUGUCGCACGCCGGCUCACCGUACCAGCAGGGCGCGCCACCGUAUCACGGCGCGAGCACGCCGCCAUAUCCGAACGCGUCGCACUAUUCGCCACGACCGACCGCUCCUCCGUAUCAGCACGGCGGCGGCGGCGGCGCUGCGGGCGGGGAGGCGCAAUUCCAGCGUGCAAGCCCCUCCUACCUUCAGGCGCACGCGCACCAGUACCCGCAGGCGGCGUACGGCUAUCCCCACGGCCCGCAUCCGGGAGGCCAGAUGGCGCCGAUGCGGCACCAGGCGUCGCCCACCAGGGGGCAGGCAUCGCCGCCGCAGCGAGGCUCGCCGACGCAGCAGGUGUCGCCACCGAUGCGGCAGUCGGUCAUCCAGCCAGUGCCGGUGCGAAGCAGCGGAGCCGGGUUCAUGAUCGCCAACAUCCUGAGGGACACACGCGAGACGCUCGACCCGGAGCUGAGCGGAGACGAGGCUGAACCCGAGUACCUCGAGCUCUGAGGCACGACCCACAGUCGAGACGCUCGACCCGGAGCUGAGCGGAGACGAGGCAGAACCCGAGUACCUCGAGCUGUGAGGCACGACCCACAGUCGAGACGCUUGACCCAGAGCUGAGCGGAGAUGAGGCGGAACCCGAGUAUCUUGAGCUGUGAGGCACGAGUCACGACCCACAGUUGAGAUGCGCGUCUCUGGGGCGAUACUAGGCUCGCUUAGUCGCUUUCUGCAAGAUAUCUCACCACGUACUUUGACGGCGCGAUGGAGGACUGUAGGUGAGGCCAUAACAUACAUGCGCACAUUUUAGGCGUUCGUAGAGUGCUGAAGGUAUUCACCUCUACACGAUAUAUCGCGUUCUGAAUCAUGUUUAAAUAGCUAUAUGAAAUAAGAAGGGAGGUUUUAUGCAUACGUUGUACAUGUUGCGGGGACAUGCACUCGUGAGAUUCACGUGAACGCAGGUGGUAUCUGCUAUAAGAUAGAUAGAUGGAGGAGGAGCCACACAUGAUAAUACGAGGUGUUGCGAGGUGCUGCUACGUGAGUUUUGUACCUGUCCAAAUGUAAAUAGUCCUAAAAUUGUAAUUAUUAUAUCGUGAUGUUUCUGUUCAUUACAUCGUCCCUCGCUUUGUGUUUAUUACCUCGAACGUGAUUGUGUGUGCAUGUAUCCGUGUUCGUUGUGCUGGUGGUUUUACGAUACUAGAUUCAAUUAUGCGAAUGAGAUAUAUCCAUGUGUAACAUAUUUAUAAGAUAUAUACGCACUCACGCACCCACGCUCUCUCUCACACACACACAAACAUUACGAACGUUGUCUACGAUUAGCAAUCGUGACGAUAUUAUUGAAUUAAAAUGCACCAGUAUUUUCUAUCAUAUGACAAUUAAAGCCAUUUAACUGUAAUCUACUUACAGAUCCAUGAUGAAACGAAGUACAAUAGUGUACGUAAUGCUUAAAAAUAUGGCAUCUUUUCAAGGCUAGAUUUAAUGUAAUUACGGUGCUGUGUACUACAUGUGUAGUUGCGUGGAGAUUAGGUUGAUCUCUCUGCUUGUUAGCGGCUGACCAUGACUACAUAUUACUAGCCCGACAUAUAGUCGAGCAAAGAUACGUACUGCAACCGACAUGAUUGACCUUGAAAGUUACUAGACAAAAAUCCUAAUUACAUCCGAAUAUCUUAUAUCGGUCAUUAAUUAUUUUUACCACGACGAUGAUUUUGUUUCCUGAUCAUGUAAUUGGCGGUUGUGAUAAGAUUCGUGUGGCUAUUGGUCAGGCUAAUGUUGUGAUGUUUUUUGUUCAUUUACGUAAUUCCAUUAUAAAUGGAUGCAUUAAUUAGUCGUUUCAAAGCAUAUAUUUUCGUAGAAAUACUUCAUAUUUCAUGUAGAUAAAAAUGAUAGUUUUACAGUAUAGGUACUGUAUCGUUCACGGGCUGUUAGAAAUGUGCAACCAAUAUAAUAGGAAUCAUGCGCAGCACCAUAACGACUGGAAGUGACGCUGCAGGACAGAUUAUAUUUUAGAUCAUUCUGAUUUGAAUUUCUCUUGAUUUUGGCCUGAAUAUUAUGUACGUACAGGAUAUUUAUGAUGAAUAAAAUACUAUGUGUAUUUGUAA
Molecule: messenger RNA, 7936 nt
Organism: Priapulus caudatus
Lineage: Eukaryota; Metazoa; Priapulida; Priapulimorpha; Priapulimorphida; Priapulidae
Product: remodeling and spacing factor 1-like
Biological process (GO): regulation of DNA-templated transcription
Cellular component (GO): RSF complex
Source: RefSeq, a predicted model, not a curated record